This is a messenger RNA of Hippoglossus stenolepis (Pacific halibut), 1948 nucleotides long. It is a transcript of the gene tsn, whose product is annotated as translin. Gene Ontology annotation, biological process: RNA metabolic process. The record is from RefSeq and is a predicted model, not a curated record. Gene Ontology annotation, molecular function: sequence-specific DNA binding; single-stranded DNA binding; RNA binding. Gene Ontology annotation, cellular component: nucleus; cytoplasm. NCBI's taxonomy places the organism in Eukaryota, Metazoa, Chordata, Actinopteri, Pleuronectiformes, Pleuronectidae. Bases 152 to 835 code for a protein of 227 amino acids. The transcript has 6 exons.
ACGUCAUCUGUACGCGCCUGUCGAAGCGGCGGGGACGGUCUCUCGUGCACGUUGUUGUUUUUCUGAAUUAGCUGCGGACGCUUCUUCCUCUUGUUCACCUUCUUCCUCCUCAUCCUUCUCCUCUUCCUCUGCCUCCUCCUCGUCGUCAGACAUGUCUGUCACGGAGAUGUUCAGCUACAUCCAGGGCUUCCUGAGCGCGGACCAGGACGUCCGAGAGGAUAUCCGUAAGGUGGUUCAGACAUUGGAGCAGGCAGCUAGAGAGAUUCUGACAGUUCUCCAAAGUGUCCACCAACCAUCUGGAUUCAAAGAAAUUCCCAGUAAAUGUACAAGGGCUCGUGAGUUGUUCUGCACAGUCAGGACACAAAUCACAGACCUCAAAACAAAGUUUCCUGUGGAGCAGUAUUACAGGUUCCAUGAACACUGGAGGUUCGUGCUGCAGCGCUUGGCUUUCUUAGCAGCCUUUGUCGUCUACCUGGAGAGUGAAACUCUUGUGACUCGGGAGGAGGUGGCUAAGAUACUCGGCAUCGAGGUGGUGCGAGAGAAAGGGUUUCACCUGGAUGUAGAGGACUAUCUGGCGGGUGUGUUGAUCAUGGCCAGUGAACUGUCACGACUGGCGGUGAACAGCGUCACAGCAGGAGACUACACCCGGCCGCUCCGCAUCUCCAACUUCAUCAAUGAGCUGGACUCGGGCUUCCGCCUGCUCAACCUGAAGAACGACCCGCUGAGGAAGCGCUAUGAUGGUCUGAAGUAUGACGUGAAGAAAAUCGAGGAGGUGGUGUAUGACCUCUCCAUCCGCGGCCUGGCCAAGGAGUCUGAGUCUGGCGGGGACAAGUAGAGGUCAGGGGUGGCGAUUGGUUGUGGGAGACGGAGGAGGGCGCAGUAGCUACCCCGGGCUGGAACCUCUCCACGGCUGCUGCAGAUCGGUGACCAUAACCAAAGGCAAGACCGUGGAUCUGCCUGAGGUCACAGCAGCUGAGGACAGACUGUGUGUGUGUGUCUGUUUGUGUGAAUGCAUACAUGAGAGGUGCUGUGGAAGGAUAGCAGUCUGUCGGGAUGGUGGCAGAAGGGUUGACUUGAGUUUGAAUCCCUCGUUCAGAGGAUUAAAAUCUUUUGUUGCUAGUUUUUGUAAAUCUGUGUUCUCAGCUUCAUCUGAUGCAUAUGUUAAUGUUCCCCUGAGUCGCAUUUGCAACAGUCAACUUCUUUUUUUUUUUAUUGAAUUAUAGUAAAUUGAUGUUAAAUUAGUUGAAAAGGAAAAUCAGAGGUCAGCGAAAGUGCUCCGGCCGUGCAGAGCAAAUUGUUCUGGUCAUUUAUUUGCAAAAAUAUUGAAUGAUUGUCACCUAAACAGAUAUCCAGGAGUCUCAUUUAUGAAAAAUAUUUGAUGCCACUUUGAGAUGAUUCAAUCCAGAAUCCGAUAAUAACAAACAUUAAAAAAAAUAUUCUUAUGAUUUCUGGGUUUUCGAUCAUUAAUAGCACCUAACGUGAAUUCACAGGAUUUUUGUAAAUGAGGAUCCAAUAGAGGCCAAGCCACAGAAAUGACAAUGAUGCACUUCUCACGAUAUAAAGCUACUCUGUAACCAGUUUCUUUGAUUAACAAGGACCCUUUCACAACAGGGCAGAUGAAAGCGUCUGUGGAGCCUGUUUAGUGUUUUGUUUUUUUGCGUGAUGAACCAAUACAAAAAUAUUUACACAUCAUAUCUCGUUUACUGUUGAAAAAAUGUCUGGAACAUUUGUCUCCAGCAUCUGUGUCAAAGCUUCGGUUUGCUUCUAGAUUGUUGUAGUAGUAGUAGUAGAUUGGAAAUAAUUCUUGUUUAACCUCUUUACCCCGCAUCUUGUGUUUUUGUUCCCUGGUGUAAUAAUGUGUAUUCCACUUGUACUGUGUUUAUUCCCGUCUUUAAAUUAGUUGUCACUACAAUGCUUAAAAUGACUGUAAAUAUAUUUCUACAAUCUA